AUGCACGGGGACGUGUUGUCCGCGCGCUCCGUGAACGGGGCGACGAUUGUGCACGUGGAAUCAGUGGACGGGGUACGUACGAUGUCCGGCGGGAGGAUUCUAUCGAACUCGAGCAACUCAAAGUCGAAGUUCAAACGAGAGAGACACGAUGGGACGAUGGAUAUCGGUGAUGUCGCGGAUGAUGAAGACGAAGAAGAAGACAAAGAACGAAAGGCGAAACGCCGAGUCGGGGAAAUAGCGACUGGGAUGGCGAAAAUGCGACUGAUGCUGACGAAAGGUGGUGAUGAGAGUUUCGGGUUCACCGAAGGGAGGAGGAACAACAACAACGCGGGUGGUGGUGGUGGUCUCAACCUCCCGAACGACGCGAACGAGGAGAAAACCGUCGGUAAAGGAAAUACGAAGAUGAUGGUAAAAAUUCGCGCGGACAUGUCCAAAUACGCGAACGAAGACGAAGUUUGGGACGAGAUCGAUCGUGCGAUUCGAGACGUGCACGAAAGAGACGAGGAGAGUCUCUGGGCGUGUUCCGUGGUUCGGUUACAAACAGACGUUUUGAACUGCGUAUCGUUGGAUAAACUGUUUCGUUUGUCCUCGAGGCCGAUGGCGAGCGCGAGAGCGAGGCGGUUAAUCGCGUUACACGUGAGCGGGUGCAGAGAUAAAGCGAUUGGGUUUGGCAGAGAUUUAGCAUCCUCGAUGGCGAAUCUACCGAUGCUGAGAGAGUUCUCAGCGGUCGGGACAAACUUGGGGAAAGCUUUCAUCACGCGGUUCGCGCACGUGACGCAUACUUUGAAGCAUUUAGAAGUUUUGAAGUUAUCGGCGAAUAAAGUGGCGGAAGAUAUCGACGCGUGCGAGGCUCUGAUGAAUGCCAUCGAGAACUUGCAAAGCGUGAAAGUUUUAGACUUGUCGCAAAACUAUUUAGGCGAAAGAGGCGUGCGAGCCGUGUGCGAAGGUAUGGUGAAAAGGAGGCGGAGAGCAAUUGACCAAUUCGGGAAGCGUCCGGAAGGUUUGAAAAUUUUGAAUGUGUCGCACGAUAGUAUUGGAAAUAAUGGGGCGUUGGCAUUAGCAAACAUGUUUCGAGCGUUCCCAGACGAGGUUUCAGAGAAGUUAGACGUCUCUUUCAACGGUAUUUUCGAACAAGGAGCGACGGCGCUCGCCGAGGCCAUGUGUUCGCAAUCUUCCGGCAUGCGCUCGUUGCGCUCGUUUCGAAGAGAGUUGGAUUUUCGGUGUAAUUCGGUUGCUUUUGAAGGUGCGUGUGCGCUCACAAAGUGUCUCGAUGGUACCAGAAGUUUGAAUCUUUCCAACAACGGCAUCAAAGAUGCUGGUUUGAAGAUUUUAGCGAGACACUUAAAGACGAAUUUCACGGUGACGCACUUUGACGCGAGAGGGAAUGAUAUCACCAGCGACGGCGCGUUUUACCUCGCCGAUUGUCUCUCGGAAAAUUCAACGCUGUUGGAUAUCUCUCUCGAUUCCAACCGGUUGGACGAUCGUGCAGCGGUUGAUUUAGCAGAAAAUCUCUCUUCAAAUCUCGCGACGAGACUGUCGAUUUUAGAUUUGGCGAGGAACGAUAUCGAAGACGAAGGAGGGAUGCGAUUGGCGAAUUUCUUAGCCACCAACGUGAGCAUCGCUCGCUUGAGUUUAUCCUCAAAUCGUUUAUCGGCGAAGGGAGCGCGAGCGUGCGAAGACAUCGCCGGUUUACGUAUAGACGUAAACUGGCAAAAAUAG
This is a messenger RNA of Bathycoccus prasinos, 1719 nucleotides long. RefSeq lists its product with no specific name. Gene Ontology annotation, cellular component: nucleus; perinuclear region of cytoplasm; cytosol. The transcript has a single exon. The coding region runs from base 1 to 1719 and encodes 572 amino acids. Gene Ontology annotation, biological process: nucleocytoplasmic transport; activation of GTPase activity. The record is from RefSeq and is a predicted model, not a curated record. NCBI's taxonomy places the organism in Eukaryota, Viridiplantae, Chlorophyta, Mamiellophyceae, Mamiellales, Bathycoccaceae. Gene Ontology annotation, molecular function: GTPase activator activity; small GTPase binding.